This is a messenger RNA of Aureobasidium pullulans EXF-150, 741 nucleotides long. RefSeq lists its product as uncharacterized. The record is from RefSeq and is a predicted model, not a curated record. Lineage: Eukaryota; Fungi; Ascomycota; Dothideomycetes; Dothideales; Saccotheciaceae. The transcript has a single exon. The coding region runs from base 1 to 741 and encodes 246 amino acids.
AUGUCCCAGGCGAGCGUAAGCCAGUUUCGGCUGAUCGAUCUACCCAAAAGACUUCGCCUAAAGAUCUAUACAGAAUACGUCAAGAGCCGCAACGAAGAAAAGAGCCGAUCCAGGAUUUUUAUGCCGACUUGCCCGCUUUUGCUAGUGUCAAAACAAGUCCGAGAAGAAAGUUCACCGGUGUUGAUGCGCACAUUGACGCUGCAUCUCGACGGCUGGCUUCAGCACCCAAAACAUUCAUGGUCGGUGGACUUUCGCCCAGCUACACCCGAGCCAUGGACCCAUAAGACCUACCACCCGGGACUACUACAAAAAGACCCUCGUGACACACACCUCAGAAACGAGUGGAAGAUUUUCAGCGACUCGAACCUGGCAAAGAAUCAGCUUCAUCACAUCAGAUCACUCAACUUGCAUGUCGGGUUCUCUCGCAGUCAUGCUGGUCUCGAAUUCCACGUCGAUUUUCAAGCAGAAGGACCACCAAAGAUACUUACAUUCACGGAGGUCAGGGCCCACUUCAACAAGACUAUUCGACGGGAUGUUGAAUCACGACUCGUUUCGUGGCAGAACGGCAGCGAGACGGUCUGCUGUUCGGUGGAUUGGAUUGAGGCGUUCGCUGAGGAUAUGAAGAGCAUGCGGGCAGAUAUCCAGAGUCGUUACAAGAGUCCGUUCGUCCAGGACUAUCCUCGUGCGACUCGCGGCGCGCCACAUCAUCAUGGCGGACGAACAGUUGGAAAUUGUUUCUAG